Molecule: messenger RNA, 1614 nt
Organism: Olea europaea var. sylvestris
Lineage: Eukaryota; Viridiplantae; Streptophyta; Magnoliopsida; Lamiales; Oleaceae
Product: GDSL esterase/lipase At5g45670-like
Exons: 5
Coding region: 246-1352 (368 amino acids)
Molecular function (GO): hydrolase activity, acting on ester bonds
Source: RefSeq, a predicted model, not a curated record
AGUGGCCACUCUGGAAAUCUCACAGUAUAUCCGCGUGAAAUCAAUGCAUCUAACUACUCAUCUGUAUAAAGCACAAACCUCAGCUAAAAGAUAGGAUCACUCCUCUGUCAUAAACAUUCAAUACUUGUCUUUAAUUUCAUCACACACAAAACCAGCCCUUUAGGCAUUUUCUUCCUUUAUUUCCUCUUCUUUUUUCUGCUGCAACAUUCUAUUGCCUUUUUCUCUUUUGCUCGAUUGUUGGAAAAAUGGGUUGUGGGCUGAUUCAGAGUUGGUUGGCGGUGUGUGUGGUGGCCUUGGUCGUGGUGGAGCUUUGUUAUGAGCAGGCCGUGGCUGAACCCCAAGUUCCUUGUUACUUCAUAUUUGGUGACUCUUUGGUGGACAAUGGUAAUAACAAUAACAUCCAAUCGCUGGCAAGAGCUAACUUUUUACCUUAUGGGAUUGAUUUUCCCGAUGGACCAACUGGAAGAUUCUCCAAUGGUAAAACCACAGUAGAUGUCAUCGCUGAGCUAUUGGGAUUCGAUGGUUACAUUCCUCCUUACGCCGUUGCUCGUGACCAAGACAUACUCAGGGGAGUGAACUAUGCAUCUGCAGCAGCAGGAAUUAGAUCAGAAACUGGCCAGCAAUUGGGCGGCCGGAUUGAUUUUACUGGGCAGGUAACUAAUUACAAGAACACGGUUUCACAAGUGGUGAACAUACUCGGGGACGAAGACUCCGCUGCAAAUUAUCUUAGCAAGUGUAUAUAUUCAGUUGGAGUGGGAAGUAACGAUUAUCUCAACAACUAUUUCAUGCCUACCUACUAUACGACUAGCAGGCAAUUUUCUCCUGAACAAUACGCCGAUAUUCUCAUCCAACAGUACUCCGAGCAAAUUCGGACUUUGUACAAGUAUGGAGCAAGGAAGUUUGUCUUAAAUGGAGUGGGUCAAAUUGGAUGCAGUCCAAACGCAUUGGCACAGAACAGUGCUGAUGGCUCAACAUGCGUACAAAGGAUUAACGCUGCAAAUCAAAUAUUCAAUAACAAACUCAAAGCACUUGUUGAUGACUUCAACAGCAAUUCGCCUGAUGCAAAAUUUAUCUACAUAAAUGGCUAUGGGAUUUUCCAGGAUUUAAUUGACAAUCCUUCAGCCUUUGGUUUCAAGGUUACAAAUGCAGGGUGUUGCGGUGUUGGAAGGAAUAAUGGGCAAAUAACAUGUCUCCCAUUUCAAACACCAUGUCAAAAUAGAGACGAACACUUAUUUUGGGAUGCAUUUCAUCCCGGUGAGCAUGCCAAUAUCAUCCUAGGAAGAAGAUCAUACAGUGCUGAGAAGCCAUCAGAUGCAUAUCCCAUGGAUAUUCGCCGCUUAGCUCAACUGUGAAACUUCUCAUGAUCAUAAAUUUAUGAUAUAAAUGGUAUAAUUUUCAAUGUUAUCGUUUUCAUAAUUUUCGAGGAUUCAAUGGAAAAAGUUACAUUGAAUUCAUAGUGAAUUGUAAUUCUGAAUAUGGAUAUGGCCAUCAAAUGAAUGGAUUCAGAAUUUCAAUUUACACAUUACUUUACUGUCAUUUGCUUCUUUAGUUUCUUGUAUUAUCUUCUCAUGGUAUCAACAAUGGAGAAAUUAUUACUGUUUUUCAACGAGUUCA